Molecule: messenger RNA, 3426 nt
Organism: Moesziomyces antarcticus
Lineage: Eukaryota; Fungi; Basidiomycota; Ustilaginomycetes; Ustilaginales; Ustilaginaceae
Exons: 1
Coding region: 1-3426 (1141 amino acids)
Source: RefSeq, a predicted model, not a curated record
AUGUCGGCAUCGUCACCACACUACUCGUUCGUGCCCGAUCCGCACACCGCACAGUACCUCGCCAUGGACGCACGCACCAACGACAGAUCGCCCUCGCCAGGCCGCAAGUUCUGGCCGUUCAACAGGUCGCGCUCCUCGAGCCCAAACACCCAGCAACAGCUGCACGUCGACACGAGCUUCAACUCGACCAGGUCGCGCAGGUCGUCCAACAACUCGCCUGGCGUAAGUCCGUCGGGUUCGGCAUCCAGCUUUGUUGUGCGCAGCGUGGUCAGGAACCCGGGCGGCGUGUCGAUGCCCGGUUCACCCGCCAAUGACACCGCACAGCCGUUCUUUGGCCAGUCCAACUCACCCGCAAGGCGCAUGACGCUCGAGGAUUCGGACGACGAGCAACCACAACAUAGCCAGCUGCAGUACCGCAGAUCCAAGUCAAAGCCGCUCGGUGCGGCGCCGGCGAGCUUGGGCGUGCCGCCUGGUGGGCCUGGCGGAGGUGUAGGUUACGGCACAGCUCACUCGUCCAACGAUGGACGACCCGAGGCGGCAGGAGCACAGCCUUCGCCGUACCACCGACCCGCAAGUCCGUCCGCGAGCAUCAAGGCGGGCGAGUUCAACAGGGCGAAUCAGCGCGGACGCUCGCCACGCAAGUCGGUUUCGGCAGCCAGCGCUUCCGACCACGACCCUCGCUCCGCUUCGGCGCACUCGGCAACCAGCGCCAAAAAGCCCGUGGCUCGCAUCACUGCGGGACCCAAGAGCUUGGCGCAGCAGCAGCACGAGAUGCAGCAUGCACGGCUGGAGCAAUCCUCGCGCGGCCCCAGCCCCGCAGCCGGUCCUCGUCAGGCAGGCCUCGCGGGUCCACGACAGUUCCCCGUCGCUGCUCCGGCCGGCUUCGGCUUGCCGCCCAUGCAGCCUCCUCAAAUGCCGCACGCACACGACGCGCGCGACGAAUCGCCCAGCCGCUCGCGCCGCUUCUCCUUUGGCAUCGGCCGCACACGCAAGGACAGCGUCGACCCAGCCGCACCGCUCGACGGCCUCCCCUCGCCCGUCGAUAUCCCCUACGGCCGCUCUCCCCACUCGCCGCUCCGCUUCGAUGCCGGUGCAGACACCGACUACUCGCGCGCCAACUCGCCGUUCGGCUCCGUCUCCCCCGCCCGCGUCGCAGGCAGCCCCAACUCGUCCGGCUUCAUCAACACGCUCACGGGCAGGCAGUCUUCGGCCGAGCACACCCAGUCGGGCGACGUGCCGCGCAGCUGCUCGCCCGGAGGCGGCUCGCAUCUGGCGGGCAAGUGGUUCAAGGGCGUGUUUGGACGCUCGCCGCGUGCGGAUGAGAGGGACGCGUAUGCGGACGGCGUGGUGCCGUAUCCCGCGCGCGAUGCAGAGGACGAGGCGGCGGUCGCGCAAAAGAUGGCCUCGAUGCGACAGGCGAGGCAUAUUGUCGACCAGGAGCGUCAGCAGUGGAUGAACGCCCAGACACCCACGAGGGCGGCAGAGUUUAGACCGAGGCAGGUUGUAGAUGGCGAUGAUAGGGACGAGGACGCGGCGUUGGAGCACGAGCUUGGGCGAAAGAAAAGCCCGCCGGGUCGAAAGCCCGUGCCUGCCUAUUUGCCUGGUGCCACUGUCGAAUCCACACCGGCAGCGGAGGUAGACGAGCCACUCACGCCCGCACAGCGCAUCAUCCACGAGACACGAUCCAAGCAGCUUGCGCGCGAGCAGAUCGAGGCGCAGCGCAAGCAGGCCUCUGACCAGCAGGCCCAGCUGCGUCAAACGCGCCACACCGAGGUGGCACCGGCGACGCCGCCCAAAUCGAACAGUGCCACGCGUGGGCAUGGCGAGCGCUUUCCGAGUGGCGCGCACCAGCUCACACGCGAGCCUGCGCGCGCCGCCCACCCCGCUGGGGGCGUGUCGACACUUUCGCCCGGGUCCGGGCCGAUGCCUGCCGAGAUGGGCCUGCGCGACGCGCUGCAGGAGAUGAUGGUGCGCUUCUACCGCUUCGAGCGCUACUCGGUGCCGCUCAUCCGCGCGCUCGAGCAGCGUCUCGGAGACAUUGAGCGCGACGCCAUGCUCGCCUCCAACCCGCACGCGCGCGGCUCCGUCGGCUCGGCCAGCAGCGCCCACUCGGCAGAGAUGGACCGAUGGGUAUCCCAGAUGACGGGGCUCAUGAAGCACGAGGUCGGUCAACUCAAGGCGGCUACGCGCGAGAUCAGCGAGGCCAGAGAGCUCGUGGCGCACGUAGCACGCACGUCGCCGCAGGAGGCGGGGAAACAGGGUGCAGCAGUGCCUGUGUCGACGUCCAUGUCGUCGUUCGGCAGCAUUCAUGCAGUCACACCGUCGGCGUCGGUGCAACCCAUGCCGGCUGUGGUCGAGUCGCCCACAAAGGCGAGGCAGACGAAUGUAUCGAGCUCGACGUUCGAGAGUGCGGUGCCUCGUGCCGGUGCGGGUGUGGCGGGCGUGCGCAAUCUCGUGCUCCCCGCGGGUGCCAAGCCGGCACUCGACAAGGACGAGGGCAAGCACAGCACGCCUUCGCCUACGAAGGCCAUCUUUGGUUUCGCAUCCGAGAGUGUGCGUGAGCGCGAGGCCCGCGAGCGCUCCGUCAGCCCCAAUGGUCGACCGCGCUUUACGUCGGUGUUGGGCCAGCCGCUUGUGCAUGGUCGUCUGUCGCCCGGCCCCACCUCGCCCUCGGCGGAAGCGGGCAUGAAGCGCGACGUGUCGGUGGAGGACAGACUCAAGGCGCUGGUGGAUGGGACAUCGACGCGGUCGCGCUCGAGCAGCUUUGCAUCCGCCGCGCCUGCCACUCCGUCGAACGCCGAGGAAGAGGACGACGACAGCGGUGCGGCAGACAUCACGGCCGCACUGGCUGCGAUCGAAGCCACAUCGCACUCCAAAAAGCCAUCGACACACACGCUCGACACGCUGCGCGAGCCUGUAGCCGUGACGAAAAGCGCCUCGCACUCGUCAUCGGGUUCGGUCGAGGAACCGCUCACGCCGCCCCUGGAAGAUGCACCCUCCAACUCAGCCGGUGCAUCGCCUGUUAAGACACGCGCGCUGUCGUACCUCUCUACAGCCGCGGGGAUGGACGAGCCCAAGCCCACGCCCGCAGCGGUGGCUUCGGGCCGCAUCUCACCCAACAAGCUGUUUGCCCACAAGUUCGCCGCCACCGCCUCCACUGCUUCGGCCCACUCUUCCCACUCGGCCAACUCGACCAGUAGCCCCAGUGCCAAGCUCGGGCUGGUGGAGAAGAAGAGGUUUACGCUGGGCGCGCCCGUGUCGCCCGUGUCUAGCGGGAGGCUUAGCAGGACGCCCAGCGCGACGUUCGAAGACACCGCAGCGGCCGCGCCCACCUCGGCGGCUUUCAGCGCGCUCGCCAAGGUCAAGCCCGUAGGCCAUACCGCCACCCUGCGCGAGCGUGUGGCGUUCUUCGAUACCGCCAAGUGA